CUCAGCCACAGCCAGGCCUGCUGCCUUCCUCCUCCUGCUUCUCCGGGACAAACAAGGCAGGCACGCCUCGGUCUCAGGCAGGGGCUGCCCGGCUCCAGCAGCAUCCCUCCUCCUCUUCCUCCAGAAGGAAGAAGAAGAAGGAGCCCCAAGAAGACAGAGAGAAAGAGAGGAGGGAAGCUCAGAAUUGGCGUUGAUGGUGGAUACAUGCUGAUAUCGUGAUGGAGGAGACGGAGAACUUUUCGGCUCUGAAUUCCCUGACCGACUAUCACUCGGUCAAGGAGGCUGACCGAAACAACCACAGCAGUAAUGGACAAACAAGUGAAGAAAGCCAUGGGACCAUGCAGCUGAAAAAAGAAAUCUCCCUCCUCAAUGGGAUCAGCCUAAUAGUAGGAAACAUGAUCGGUUCAGGUAUCUUUGUUUCCCCCAAAGGGGUCCUUUACUACAGCACCUCCUACGGAUUGUCGCUCGUGAUUUGGGCCAUUGGGGGGAUUUUUUCCGUCUUUGGUGCUCUCUGCUAUGCUGAACUCGGAACCACUAUCACAAAGUCGGGAGCCAGUUACGCGUAUAUUUUGGAGGCCUUUGGGAGCUUCAUUGCCUUUAUACGCCUCUGGACGUCUUUGCUCAUCAUUGAGCCAACCAGCCAAGCCAUUAUUGCAAUAACGUUCGCCAACUACAUAGUGCAGCCGGUCUUCCCUUCCUGCCAGCCUCCAUAUGCUGCUUGCCGUCUGAUUGCAGCAGCUUGUAUAUGUCUCUUAACGUUUAUAAACUGUGCCUACGUGAAAUGGGGAACAAGGGUGCAGGAUGCAUUCACCUAUGCCAAAGUCAUUGCCCUCAUUGUCAUCAUCGUAACAGGAAUUGUUAAACUAUGCCAGGGAUACUCACAACACUUUCAGGACUCUUUUGAGGGAUCGUCUUGGAACCUCGGGGGCAUCUCUCUUGCGCUUUACUCUGCCCUGUUCUCAUACUCAGGUUGGGACACCCUCAACUAUGUAACCGAAGAAAUAAAAAACCCCGAGAGGAACCUGCCUCUAGCGAUUGCCGUUUCUAUGCCGAUUGUGACCAUUAUCUACGUUAUGACCAAUAUAGCUUACUAUACGGUGCUGGACAUUAAUGCUGUGCUUUCUAGUGAUGCAGUGGCUGUGACAUUUGCAGAGCAGGUAUUUGGCAUUUUCAGCUGGACAAUCCCAAUUGCUGUAGCCUUGUCUUGUUUUGGCGGACUCAAUGCAUCUAUUUUAGCAUCGUCUAGGCUGUUCUUUGUAGGAUCCCGGGAGGGUCAUCUGCCAGAUCUCUUGUCAAUGAUCCAUAUAGGGAGGUUUACACCAGUCCCAGCACUUCUCUUCAAUUGUACUAUGUCCCUCAUAUACUUGACUGUAGAAGAUGUCUUCCAGCUUAUUAACUACUUCAGUUUCAGCUAUUGGUUCUUUGUGGGACUGUCAAUUGCUGGACAACUCUACCUCCGGUGGAAGCAGCCUGAUCGAUACAGGCCCCUCAAACUGAGCCUCUUUUUCCCAAUAGUCUUCUGUAUAUGCUCCGUUUUCCUGGUGGUUGUGCCACUCUAUAGCGACACCAUUAACUCCCUGAUUGGCGUUGGCAUUGCGCUCUCUGGGAUCCCAGUCUACUUCAUGGGAGUCUCUUUGCCUGUUUCCAAAAGACCUCCCAUUGUCAGCAAAAUCUUAGGUGCUGUUACCCGUGCGACUCAACUGCUUUGUUACUGUGUUUUGACAGAAAUGGAUAGUCUUGAAGAACAACGAGAAUCCAAGUCUAUAUAAAAGAUGCAAAAGUGGCUGACAGAAGGCACCGCUGAAUUGUGGACCUCUUUUUAAACUGGGAUUCUUGCAAGAUCAUACUGUGUCAUGAUCUUGGGGUUUUUUAUUUUAUUUUGCAAAGGCCAGUCUUCUCAGGCAUAUAAAACUCAUGGAUUUCAUCUAAAAAUGACAAUUUUUUUUAAAGCAACGAAACAAGAGUGUCUUAAGAGAAGCACUCAGGUAUCAGAUUCAGUGGAUUUCAAAGAAUCGUGGCAACAGAUUCUCAGUUCCUAACUGCUGGAGUGUAAAAGGCAACAAUCAUUUCUCCAUUCAACAAGCGUUCUGCUGUUUGUGUGAAGUGUGGCCUGACCCUCAUGACAAUCUAGCGCAUUCAAAGGGUCAAGCGUGGCACAUGAGACUCGACUGUCUUUUCGCCCAAAGAAAACGCAUACUGGAUGUCAAGUAAUGUUCUGACGUUAUUGCUGUCACAUCCUUCAAUCACAUGAAAUCAGGUAGCUUUUCUUAAUUAGGUGACUUCAAGGUAUAUGUUUUAUGUUAAAGGAAAAGCUGGUCAAUUUUUUAAAGGAGUGCUCCAGAGCAAAACACUAAAUGAUGUGUGUCAGGACAGAGAAUGGUGGAUUUGGCCUUUUCCCCAACUUUUUGAUUGUUUUAAGUCGAAAACUGAUGCUUAUUUCCUUUUCAUGUGCCUGUUUGUUAAGUGGAUAAACAACAAAAGAGAUAUCAAGAAACCACUCACAAAUCUUUUGUGCCGAGUUCAUGAACAAAAGGUUUGCACAGCUUUUGUUUACCCGAGUUCUUUGGUGCAAAGAAGUGAGAAAAGGUUGCACUAUGCAUUUUUAAACUCUGCCUUGAAAAACUGUGUUUGUGGGUGAGGGGGUGACGAUUUGAAUUUUUGUAUAUUACUUACUGUUAGAAAUGCCAGCUUGUCCCUUUGCCACGUUUGCUUUCCAGUGUGGUUUACCUUACCCACAUGAAGCAGGUGUCAGAUCAAAAAGCCAGCUGUGCAUCGGAUCAACAUAUCCGUGGGUCUCUGCAGUGCAGCAUUCCUUGACAAUACAGGCAGAGGUUGGCCAAUGUAAGGACUCUGCUGACAGUGACUCAGACCCGAGUCCAGCUUCUCCGUCCAUCCUGUGGUUUUGGCUUGUGGUAGUCUUGCCUUGUGAGAAUAAACACGAUUCCUGGCUGGUGCUGUCAUAUUCGCUGUGCCAAGCUAUGGAAGUAACUUUGCAUCAGAGAAGCUGUUCUGUCCAGACUCUGAGAAGGUGCUCUCCUGGCAUAGUCUAUACAAUUUGUCCCAAAGAGGCAGGCAGGCCUUGCUUCUUGACAGUAGUCGCUGGCUGUGUUUCUCUCUUUGCCGUUUGUCUUGCUCCUGAAGGCAUGCAAGAUAAAGUUAAAUAAAUAAACAAAUAAACAAAUAAUAAUAAUAAUAAUAAUAAUAAUAAUAAUAAUAAUGCAGUGUGCAAAGGGACAAGCUGGGAGGUUGCUAGGCUGGGGAGUAAUUAUCUUUGUCCCCAUAGACACUGCUGCCUUGAGUCUGUCUCCUGCUUAGCAUCUGAAAGUGCUUCCUCCGCAUUUAAUGUGAUUCCAGAGGCAAAGACCAAAAGGGUUUUGUUUGGAAGACCUCUCUUUUCAUAAGCAGUCGCUGGUCAUUUUUGCAUGGUUAGUCAAACCAAUCAUACCUCUGUUUCAUAUGUUUAAAAAUGACCACAGAACUUGACAUGGCUUAGAUACCUUUUUACAAACUGCAGCGCAUAGCCCUCCAAGCCGGGUAACUAUACAGUAUAGCUAUUGCCUGAGGAAAAUGCAUUUAAUCUAUACAUUCAAAUGGCCCACUUUGGGCUCAGAUUAAAGGAAUUCUAGCUACCUUAAUGAGAUGUGAUUUGGAGAAAAGGGGAAAGUGGCCUGCACUAGUUUUCAGUACAGUACUUUGUUAUAGAUGAAAUUAGUGUAUUUAUUUAUUUUGAAAUGGUGGGAAAUCCAAAAUAAUUGUUUUUAGUCUUUGCACCCUUGGCUUGUUCCAUUCAUACACAGAGGAAUGGCAGGCACACCUUUAAUGUGUAUCACAGCUUCUGUCUAUCCAAAUGCUUCGUAAUUAGGUUUUAGCCUGGUAUACACUGAAGUAAAAGUAGUGACUUGUUGGAAAAUACAAGACACAAUCCUGGCAACCAUUUUAUUUCACUUCACUGUAUGGAACUGGCACUUCUUGUGAAGUUUUCCUGUUGAGUAUUGCAACACUCCGAUCCGCUGUUAACAUGUAUUUGUUUUAUAAUGAACUUUAUUGAUAGUACCUGAUCUGUCCAGUUGGCUUUUGUACCAUUUCAGUGUAUACAGGAACUUUUGGGUGUACAUGGGGAGGAAAUUGAACUUCCACUGUGUGGGAAUAAAACAAUCAGAAGCUGA
This is a messenger RNA of Sceloporus undulatus (fence lizard), 4166 nucleotides long. It is a transcript of the gene SLC7A6, whose product is annotated as solute carrier family 7 member 6. Gene Ontology annotation, cellular component: membrane. The transcript has 10 exons. Gene Ontology annotation, biological process: amino acid transmembrane transport. NCBI's taxonomy places the organism in Eukaryota, Metazoa, Chordata, Lepidosauria, Squamata, Phrynosomatidae. Gene Ontology annotation, molecular function: L-amino acid transmembrane transporter activity. The record is from RefSeq and is a predicted model, not a curated record. The coding region runs from base 219 to 1769 and encodes 516 amino acids.